CGGGGAGCGUCGGGGGCCUUGCGGCGCGUGUCUGGGGACAACGCGGCCAUGCGGGCGGCGGCGGGGGGCGCGCGGGCGGCCGCUCUGGCGCUGCUGCUGGGGGCGCUGCACGGGGCACCGGCGCGCGGCGAGGAGUACGACUACUACGGCUGGCAGGCCGAGCCUCUGCACGGCCGCUCCUACUCCAAGCCGCCGCAGUGCCUCGACAUCCCCGCCGACCUGCCACUUUGCCACACGGUGGGCUACAAGCGCAUGCGGCUGCCCAACCUGCUGGAGCACGAGAGCCUGGCCGAGGUGAAGCAGCAGGCGAGCAGCUGGCUGCCGCUGCUGGCCAAGCGCUGCCACUCGGACACGCAAGUCUUCCUCUGCUCGCUCUUCGCGCCCGUCUGCCUCGACCGACCCAUCUAUCCGUGCCGCUCGCUGUGCGAGGCCGUGCGCGCCGGCUGCGCGCCGCUCAUGGAGGCCUACGGCUUCCCCUGGCCCGAGAUGCUGCACUGCCACAAGUUCCCUCUGGACAACGACCUCUGCAUUGCUGUGCAGUUCGGGCACCUGCCUGCCACCGCGCCUCCAGUGACCAAGACCUGCGCCCAGUGUGAGAUAGAGCACAGUGCAGAUGGCCUCAUGGAGCAGAUGUGCUCCAGCGACUUUGUGGUCAAAAUGCGCAUCAAGGAGAUCAAGAUAGAGAAUGGGGACCGGAAGUUGAUUGGAGCCCAGAAAAAAAAGAAGCUGCUCAAACCAGGUCCCCUGAAGCGCAAGGACACCAAGAGGCUGGUGCUGCACAUGAAGAACGGUGCGGGCUGCCCCUGCCCACAGCUGGACAGCCUGGCAGGCAGCUUCCUGGUCAUGGGCCGCAAAGUGGAUGGACAGCUACUGCUCAUGGCCGUUUAUCGCUGGGACAAGAAGAACAAGGAGAUGAAGUUUGCAGUCAAAUUCAUGUUCUCCUACCCCUGCUCCCUCUACUACCCCUUCUUCUAUGGCGCUGCAGAGCCCCACUGA
Molecule: messenger RNA, 996 nt
Organism: Marmota flaviventris (yellow-bellied marmot)
Lineage: Eukaryota; Metazoa; Chordata; Mammalia; Rodentia; Sciuridae
Gene: Sfrp5
Product: secreted frizzled related protein 5
Biological process (GO): canonical Wnt signaling pathway; non-canonical Wnt signaling pathway
Molecular function (GO): Wnt-protein binding
Source: RefSeq, a predicted model, not a curated record